AUGCAAUGCAUAAGUGAGAUGCAUCCUGCUCAGGUGGUGCGGCCUGAGUUUCUUCAUAGAAUGACGCACGCAGAUCUGGAGAAAGUAGACGUGGAGGUGGGAAAACAUCUGCCGCAGAGAGACUUUUCGGACGCAUUUGCGUGGAGAACAGUCAAAGGACUCCGUAUGAUUGCAGAUGUUGUUUUUUACAAGAGAUAUGUGCACAGAGCUAUUGUGUUGGAAACUGUUGCUGCGAUACCCGGAAUGGUGGGCGGACUGAUCCGGCAUCUGAAAUCCCUUCGAAAGAUGGAAGAUGACACCAAUAUUCGGGUACUUCUGGCGGAGGCAGAGAAUGAAAGAAUGCAUCUCAUGACGUGGAUGGAAGUUGCUAAGCCUCUGCUUCUAGAGAGGCUCAUUGUUAUGGCCCUGCAGGGCGUGUUUUUCAAUGCAUAUCUGAUGCUAUACAUUGUAUCAGCAAAGACAGCGCACAGACUCGUAGGGUACUUGGAGGAGGAGGCAAUUAUCUCGUAUACAGAGAUGGUAAGAGAGAUUCAAGCUGGAAUAAUUCCAAAUACGCCAGCACCAGAGAUAGCCAAGAAGUACUGGAACUUAGGAGAAGAUGCCACUCUGUUGGAUGUAACACUGGCAAUUCGGGCUGACGAGGCAACACACCGAGAUACAAAUCACGAGAUCGCGGACGUCUUAGAAGGAAUUGAGUAG
Molecule: messenger RNA, 699 nt
Organism: Nematocida ausubeli
Lineage: Eukaryota; Fungi; Microsporidia
Exons: 1
Coding region: 1-699 (232 amino acids)
Biological process (GO): alternative respiration
Cellular component (GO): mitochondrion
Molecular function (GO): alternative oxidase activity
Source: RefSeq, a predicted model, not a curated record